Molecule: messenger RNA, 504 nt
Organism: Hippopotamus amphibius kiboko
Lineage: Eukaryota; Metazoa; Chordata; Mammalia; Artiodactyla; Hippopotamidae
Product: iron-sulfur cluster assembly enzyme ISCU-like
Exons: 1
Coding region: 1-504 (167 amino acids)
Biological process (GO): iron-sulfur cluster assembly; intracellular iron ion homeostasis
Cellular component (GO): cytoplasm; mitochondrial matrix
Molecular function (GO): 2 iron, 2 sulfur cluster binding; ferrous iron binding
Source: RefSeq, a predicted model, not a curated record
AUGCAGAGGCGCCAGCCCGCAAGAUGGCGGCGUCCGGCGGUGGCCCUGAUACUCCGGGCCCCUCACCUGCCCGCCAGGGAGUUGUCAGCUCCGGCUCGGCUCUCUCACAAGAAGGUUGUUGAUCAUUAUGAAAAUCCCCAGAAUGUGGGGUCCCUUGAUAAGACAUCUAAAAAUGUUGGAACCGGAUUGGUGGGGGCUCCAACGUGUGGUGAUGUCGUGAAAUUACAGAUUCAAAUGGAUGAAAAUGGGAAGAUCGUGGAUGCCAGUUUUAAAACAUUUGGCUGUGGUUCUGCUGUUGCCUCCAGCUCGUUAGCCACUGAAUGGGUAAAGGGGAAGACGGUGGAGGAAGCCUUGACCAUCAAAAACACAGACAUCGCCAAGGAGCUGUGCCUCCCGCCUGUGAAACUACACUGCUCCAUGCUGGCCGAAGAUGCCAUCAAGGCUGCCCUGGCUGAUUAUAAACUGAAACAAGAACCCAAGAAAGGAGAGGCUGAGAAGAAAUGA